This is a messenger RNA of Pogona vitticeps (central bearded dragon), 4483 nucleotides long. The record is from RefSeq and is a predicted model, not a curated record. Lineage: Eukaryota; Metazoa; Chordata; Lepidosauria; Squamata; Agamidae.
GUGAAUGUCAUAACCUGUGUCUCAGGCCAGAAUUUAAAAUACCUCACAGAAGAAACAAAGUCUACAAAGCAAUUGAACUACCAUCCAGUUGGAAUUACUGUUCAACUCACAUUGCUGCUGAAUUCCAAAAACAGCCUAAUUAAGCCAGUAUUUACAAAGUUACUGCCAUGCUUAAUGCCAUUUGGUUCCUUACCAUCCUCACUUCUGGAUUCCUGCUAUUUAAUGGCAGCACCUGCUGGACAUACCACUCUUCAGACAUAACUAUGCCUUACUCAGAAGCAGAGAAAUGGUGUAAAGCACACUACACUCAUCUGGUUGCCAUUCAGAAUAAAGAGGAAAUUGUAUAUUUGAAUGCUGCAUUUCCUUACAAAGCAGAAUAUUACUGGAUUGGGAUUAGGAAAUUUGGCAAUGAAUGGAGAUGGGUUGGAACAAAUAAAGCACUGAAUGAAGAAACUGAAAAUUGGGCUAAAGGUGAACCGAACAACCAAAAAACCAAUGAAGACUGUGUAGAAAUCUAUAUAAGACGAGAUCAUGAUGCAGGAAAGUGGAAUGAUGAACCGUGCAAUAAAAGAAAAACAGCUUUGUGCUAUUCAGUUUCCUGUAAACCCAAUUCCUGCAGCGGCCAUGGUGAAUGUAUAGAGACUAUAAAUAAUUACACCUGCCACUGUGAUAGAGGAUUCUAUGGGCAUGACUGCGAACAUGUAGUUACUUGUAAUAGACCGAAAGAACCUGAACAUGGUACCUUAGAGUGCAGCCAUCCAGUGAAAGACUUCAGCUAUAACUCCUCUUGCCGAGCUCAGUGCAAGAAAGGUUACAAGUUAACUGGGCUGGAAUCAGUAUCAUGCACCCAUGCUGGAAAUUGGUCUGCACCCACUCCGGCGUGUAAAGUUGAGGAAUGUCGGAUACUGCAAAAUAUUACUAACGGAUCCAUCUCCUGCUCCCACCCUUCUGGGAAUUUUGCCUGGAAUUCAUCUUGCAACUUUUCUUGCAAUGAGGGUUUCCUUUUGAAGGGUUCCAGUAGGCUCCAGUGUGGUGCAUCUGGAGAGUGGGAUGAGCAGGAGCCGAAAUGUGAAGUGGCAAAAUGUGAGAUGGUACCUCAGCCAGAAAGAGGCUUUGUGAAUUGUUCCCAUGCAGACACAGAACUGACUUACAGAUCAACCUGUGAUUUUGGAUGUAUGGAAGGCUAUACCUUGAGAGGAUCACAACAAAUUCAGUGCUCAUCAAAAGGAAACUGGUCAGGCCCAAUUCCUAUAUGUGAAAUUGUGAAGUGUAGUGAACUGAAGCCUCCAACUCAUGGGAACUUGGAGUGUUCUCACCCUGCUGGAAAUUUUGCCUGGAAUUCUUCCUGCAAGUUUGCUUGUAAAGAGGGCUUUGUCCUGAAAGGGUUUGCUGAACUUCAGUGUGAUGCUUCUGGAGGGUGGAAUGGACAUCAGCCAGAAUGUGAAGCAGUGAAAUGUGAAGCAGUGUAUCGCCCUGAAAAUGGCUUUGUGAAUUGCUCCUACCUUGAUAUGGAUCCCAUAUAUAAUGCUGUCUGUGAAUUUACUUGUAUGGAGGGCUACUCCUUAACAGGAUCGUCUCAAAUUCAAUGCUUAUCAAACGGCAAAUGGUCAGAACCGUUUCCUAUUUGUGAAGCAAUGAAAUGUGAAGCAGUAGCUCAUCCUGAAAGGGGGUUUGUGAACUGCUCCUACCUUCAUGCAGAUGCAACCUAUAAUUCUGUCUGUGAGUUUACUUGUAUGGAAGGCUACACUUUAAGAGGAUCAUCCAAGAUUCAGUGCUUAUCAACAGGCCAGUGGUCAGAACCAACUCCUGUCUGUGAAGCAACACUAUGUGAGAUACUGCAUCCUCCCAAGAACGGCUUCUUGAAUUGUUCGUAUCCAGAUAGACAUUUUGGCUAUAAAACAGUCUGUGAAGUCAGCUGUGCAGAAGGAUGGAAACUGAAUGGGUCCCACUUACUUCAAUGUCUAGCUUCAGGAACCUGGACAGCAGGCCUUCCCACCUGUGAAGGUCCUCAGGCUUUUGUGCAGUAUUUGACAAUUGGAACAGCAGCCACUGCGACCACUUUUCUAUCAGUAGGAUCAUUCCUUAUUUGGCUAACAAAGCAUCUUCGAAGAAAAGCAAAGAAAUUUACACCUGCCAGCAGUUACCACAGCCUCUUUAAUCAAAAUUAUCCUCACCUGAUUUAAACAAGUCUUCAAGCUUUCUUCACUAAUACCUGGAAUAGCAGGGGAAAGAGGGGAAAGAGUGACCCAGUUACCAGAAGUGGUUAUGUUUUGCCAGUAAGAACAGGCUGAGCACAACAGUUACGUUUGACAAGUGAAGUUGGUCAUCUCUGUAAAAGUACCCAGCAACCAUGUGAUUGCACAGCAUCCUCAACAACAGAACCUGCUGCCUCUGAAAGACACCUAUUAUUCUACCACUAAAUGUUGCAGAGUUUUGAAUUUGGGGUUCAAAAACCUUUAGCUGCACAGGGGGACGUAAGGAGCAGAAUUAGUUUCAAGUCUCCCCAGAGUAGACCACUGCUUUUUAUCUCAUCAACUGGUACUUACAGUUUCAAUAACUCUAAGAUAUUGUCUCAGCAGACUCACAGCCUGCUUCCAGCAGACUCCUCUAAACUUCAUUCUUUCACUGCACAGUAUGCUAACUGCAAGCAGAUUAAAAGAAAUAAAAAAAGACACUUACGCAAAGAAUCAUACCUCUCUUUGAAGUUAGAGGCAGGGAAGAGCUUACUCCAGGUUACUGCUGGAGUAAUUGAGUCACUCCAGUCCAGAAAUAUCCCUUCUUGACAUAUGAGGUUGCCAAAACUCCAACACUAAAGAAAAGGUAUAUUGAUGACUGUUACACAACACCAGUCCUGAUCAUCCACUUGUCUUCUAUUCCAGUGGAGAGAUAUAAGAUAGACCAGCCAGCCAACGCAGGAGAGUCUUUGAACUACAUCCAGUGUCCUCUUAAGCAUGGUCCACCAGAACCUACUCCCCUAUUAGACUGCAUGAACUUCAGUUUUUUUUUUAUUCUGCCUUUUAAAGUUUUUGUUAGUAUGCAGCCAUACAAAUAUCCAAAUUUUUAAAAUGAGCAUGGAAAUGUACUAUUUUUUGCUUUAUAUUCUGGUUGGAUUUUAGUUCUAUGGCAAUCCCUUUUGAGAAGGGACUUUUUGUUUGAGCCUCAAAGAAUGGUUUCAAAAUGCAAUUUUCAUGAUUAUGAAUCCCGUUUACCAAAACCUCCUUGGAUAAACAGUUAAUCUCUUCCUGAUGUCAAUGUCAAUUCUUCUGGUGUCAUUUUCUAGGCAUUUUCUUAUACACUGGAAAUAAAUGUAGGAUGAAAAGAACUGUUGAAUUUCUCCAAUAAUAGGCUUGUAAAAUUCAUGAAAAAUCCAGCCUAUUUGAAAUCACUGUGUUAUAUGUUAUGUUAUAUUGAGCAUUCUUCAUGCUGGUAGAAUUUUCUUUGUGAAAAAUCCCCCCUUGAUUGUCAGUAAUGUUGUUUCCUAAAGAAAGGCAUGUGACUAUACCUUCCAGGUGUUGUUGGACUGCAGUUAGCACCAACUCUUAAGUAGCCUAGUCAAUAGAGGAGAAUCAGGGAAGCUGCAGUUCUAAAAUACCUGCAGGACUCCUAUUCUGGAAAUGUUUCAUCCCUAUGGGAUUUUGUACAGUAAUAUCAUGGAUAUUUAUUUCUUAGACAUUUUCCUCUCAGUGCAGUUUUGUGUGAGUCAGAAACUAAAAAUGUUUGCUGUUAUAGAUAAAUGUGGAGAGAAUCACCUUGAUGUUCUAAAAAUAAUCAAUGAAUACUAAUUGCAUUUUCUUUAUUGGAAGAAUGUUUUAAGUACAAUAUUAUGUUUACAUCAGUCAAAUGAAAAGUCCAUGACUUACAUUUUUCACUCCAUGAAAACAUGGGUUUAAGCUGACUUAUUCUCAUUCAAGCUAAUUGAAAAGGACCUGAGAAACAGCCACCUCCUCAAAAUCUUCGAUAGAAAUCAGAUGCAGUCAAGGAUAUCUGCUUAGGCCUCUAUUCUGAAUUUUCCAUUCAUGAUGUAGAUAAAAUAAUCUUAAUCUUUGAAUGGUCUGAUUUCUCUUAUGUUUAAGAUAAGUUUUUAAGUGCCAUUGCUAAUGUAGCAUAUUUUUUGAAAAUAACGGGUUUCUUAAAAUAGUUCAAGAAUUAUAUCCUGUUGUUCAGAAUAAAAAGAGUGGUGGCAUUUAAGGAGUCCUUAACUGCAUUUAGAGUAGAGGGCAAUAUAAUAAAAAUAAUGGCCUACAAUGAUGAUGAACAUACAGCUAUCCAAAAGCAAAUAUGAGUGUCUUGCAAGUUUUUCAAUUUAUUAGAUUGGGCAUAUAUUUAUACAUUUGGGGUAUAAUUUCAGAAGCAUGCAGAUAGGUGAUUUUUAGAAAGAUCAUGGCUGCAAACAUAGACAUUCAUAUAAUUUUAACAUUAAUAUAAUUUACUUCUUAGUAGACAUCAUUAGGACUAGCCUGCCAAGUUUCCAAAUCCCUGGUCU